This is a messenger RNA of Neltuma alba, 1945 nucleotides long. RefSeq names its product cytochrome P450 90B1-like. The record is from RefSeq and is a predicted model, not a curated record. Gene Ontology annotation, molecular function: monooxygenase activity; iron ion binding; oxidoreductase activity, acting on paired donors, with incorporation or reduction of molecular oxygen. Gene Ontology annotation, biological process: sterol metabolic process; brassinosteroid biosynthetic process; brassinosteroid homeostasis. The transcript is spliced from 8 exons. Lineage: Eukaryota; Viridiplantae; Streptophyta; Magnoliopsida; Fabales; Fabaceae. The coding region runs from base 184 to 1626 and encodes 480 amino acids.
UGAAAUCACUUGAUUUAGGCAUUUUGUUACAACCAGAAAAUGGAAACUCUUUGUCGGAAGCAUAAGAUUAAGGCUUUUCUCAAUUUAUAGGAAGCUGCAAAAACGUCUUUCUGUUUCACUUUCUACCUAUAUACUAGUAUUAUAAAUCAGAACGACAGAAUCAGACAAAUCAAAAAGACGCUCAUGUCUGAUUCAUACCUCAAUCUAUGGCUUCUUUCUCUCAUUCUAGCCCUCCCCAUUAUCCUUCUCUUCAGAAGAAAGCAACCCAAGCUUAAUCUCCCCCCCGGCCAAAUGGGAUGGCCUCUUGUUGGGCAAACUAUUGGGUACUUGAGGCCACACCCUGCUACGACCAUAGGAGAAUUCAUGGAACAGCAUAUUGCAAGGUAUGGUAAAAUCUUCAAGUCGUCAUUGUUUGGGGAGCCAGCGAUUGUUUCAGCAGAUGCAGAGCUGAAUAAGUUCAUAUUUAACAACGAAGGAAAAUUGUUUGAAUGUAGCUACCCAAAAAGCAUUGGCGGAAUACUAGGAAAAUGGUCCAUGUUGGUCGUCGUCGGCGACAUGCAUAGAGACAUGAGAGCUAUAGCGCUCAACUUUAUGAGCAAUGCCAUGCUCAGAACAACGAUGCUGAAAGACGUGGAGAGGCACGCCCUGCUUGUUCUUAACUCGUGGAAGCAGGAUUUUAAAUUUUCCGCUCAAGAAGAAGCGAAGAAGUUCACCUUCAACUUGAUGGUGAAGAAUAUCUUGAGCCUCGAACCUGAAACUCCUGAGGCAGAGGCGUUGAAGAAAGCGUACGCCACUUUCAUGAAAGGGGUGGUUUCGGCGCCUCUGAACUUACCUGGAACGGCAUACCGGAAGGCUUUACAGUCUAGGUUCACCAUACUGAAGUUCAUAGAGAGGAAAAUGGAAGAAAGAAACCAAAACAUCAAAGGGGGUGAUAAAGGCUUGGACGAUGACCUUCUAAGCUGGGUUUUAAAGAAUUCAAAUCUGACAUCAGAACAAGUUCUUGACCUGAUUCUAAGCUUGCUUUUUGCUGGGCAUGAAACUUCAUCCGUAGCCAUAUCUCUGGCACUUUACUUUUUACCGGCUUGUCCUAGAGCUGUCCAGCAGCUAAGGGAAGAACACAGAGAAAUUGCCAGAGCCAAAAGAGAAGCGGGUGAUGUGGAAUUGACUUGGGAUGACUACAGGCGGAUGGAGUUUACUCACUGGGUCGUCAACGAAACACUUCGGCUGGGAAACGUGGUGAGAUUUCUUCACAGGAAGGCUAUCAAGGAUAUACGGUACAAAGGCUAUGACAUUCCACGUGGUUGGAAAGUCCUUCCGGUUCUCGCCGCCGUGCAUCUUGAUCCUUCAAAUUUUGACCACCCUCAACUCUUCGAUCCAUGGAGAUGGCAAAACAAUGGGAGUCGUGGAGGCAGCACAGGCACGAGCAAUAACUUCAUGCCGUUUGGAGGAGGGGGGAGAUACUGCGCGGGAUCAGAGUUGGCGAAGCUAGAAAUAGCGAUUUUCAUCCACCAUCUCAUCCUCAACUGUGAAUGGCAGUUGGCUGAACAAGAUCAAGCUUUUGUGUACCCUUUCGUUGAUUUUCCUAAAGGCUUACCCAUCACGGUCCAACGUCUAUCUUUGAUUUGAUCGUGUUUGUGUUUCCUUUAAUAUAUACCCAUAUAUCUCUAUGGACUAUGUGGCCUAGCUAGAGCACAAGUCUGCCAGAAGGAGACAAACUGAAAAAACCAAAAAAAGAAAUUACGAAACAUACUCAUUAGAUCAGACCACUUCAUUAUAUGUAUGUGUGUGUGAAUAUAAAGUAUAAAUAUUCCUGCCAUGCAUAAGCCUGGACCUGCAAGCCAAUAUGUUGAAGUUUAGUUUAUUCCACACUGUUGUAAACUUUAGAUCUGUAUAUGCGCCUUUGGGGUGCGCGUGUAAAUAUAUAUGAUAUCUUGAUUGGUUCAUC